Molecule: messenger RNA, 32819 nt
Organism: Pelobates cultripes (western spadefoot toad)
Lineage: Eukaryota; Metazoa; Chordata; Amphibia; Anura; Pelobatidae
Source: the annotation of a GenBank genome assembly
AUGUAUAUCAAGCAGGUAAGUGUCCGAGCCCGGGGGGGCGCGCUGGCGGCACUGCGGCCUGUUUGUUAUGGUGAAGCCUGGGGCUCGAGUGUGUGAGCUGGCCUGGAACCUCCUCCUCCAGCAACGGCCUGCGCUAUGGACAGGGAGGGGGGAUGGGAGAGCCCCCCAUAGCUACACGGGGAGACAACCUACGGCACCUCAUAUCUUCUGGACUACAUCUCCCAUAAUGCUCCAGUGCUGGCAAUGCAUCACGGGAGAUGUAGUCCGCAAUAUCUGGAGUGCAAAAGGUGACCUAUCCCCCCUGAUCUAUGUCUCCACAGGGUGAGCCCCUCUUCCUUUCACCACCUGUUGGCACAUAAAUAAAUAAUAAAGAACCUCUUGGAUAUUAUGGCAGUAUGGACACAGUGAGUCUGGGGAUGAGAGCUAAAAAUGGAGCAGUCAGCAUCAGGGUUCCAUUGGUUUCCAUGGUGACUGCUGCAUUUUUGGAACUUUGCCCUGGAAUCAUUUUUUUUAAUAUGUAUCCCCCCUUGUAUGAGACUGCUGCACACAUUUUUGUAUAGUAUGCGCGUCAACCUAAGAAUGCUGUACAGCCUUUCGAACAUUGCGUCUGUUUACCCAGGAGUACUUCAAAACCUUUUGGACAGUGUGCAUGCUAUGAAUGGUACACAGCCUUUUGGACAGUGUGCAUGCCACACUAUGAAUGGUGCACAGCCUUUUGGACAGUGUGCAUGCCACGCUAUGAAUGGUGUGCAUGCCACGCUAUGAAUGGUGCACAUGCCACGCUAUGAAUGGUGCACAGCCUUUUGGACAGUGUGCAUGCUAUGAAUGGUACACAGCCUUUUGGACAGUGUGCAUGCCACACUAUGAAUGGUGCACAGCCUUUUGGACAGUGUGCAUGCCACGCUAUGAAUGGUGCACAUGCCACGCUAUGAAUGGUGCACAGCCUUUUGGACAGUGUGCAUGCCACGCUAUGAAUGUUGCACAGCCUUUUGGACAGUGUGCAUGCCAUGCUAUGAAUGGUGCACAGCCUUUUGGACAGUGCGUCUGUCUACCCAGGAUUGAUGCACAAGCUUUAGGACACUGUGCGUCCCAACUCAAGCACUGCUGCACAACAUUUUAUAUAGUGCAUCCGGGAGUGCUCACAACUUUUUGAGCAGUGUUCGUGCCAACUUAUUAUUAUUUAUAUAGUGCCAAUAAAUUCCCGAGUGCUGUACAAUGGGAUAUGAAUGCUACAUAACUUUUGGGACACUGUGUGUUCCAACUCAGCACUGCUGCACAAUUUUUUUGGACAAAACAUACUUGCAAGCCCAAAACGAGUACACAAGAUUUUAAGCACAGCACACCAGAAAGUCUUCGGCGGCUGCAUAACCACUUAAGGUGAGAUUUACCCUACUAGGUUUUUCUUUUGUUAAUGAAAACUUCAGAGUUUGUGAAGAUCCAUCCUUGUUCACACACACUCACUGACCCAUGCAGACAUGCUCACACUGAUACUGACCUUGGUGGGCACAUGUGGCUGCUCCCUGGUUUGAGCAAGGAUAUGGUUUGUUCAAUGCAGCUGAAAGGCAUAUGUGCACAAGUCUACCUUUUAUCCAAUGCUGAACCUGUCUUGUUGUGGCAGCCGCUCUGCCUGCUGUGAGAUGACAAUUCUAAUGAUCUCAGGUCCAAUUCAAAACUAAUCAUAGAGAAGCAUUGACAACCUACCAUACGUGCGUAGCUGUUGUUGUUCUCUGCUAAUCAGGUUCAUGAUCAACCGGUUGAGCGUGAUGAUACAGAACUUGAAGCCCUUCCAUUUUUGUCAGUCUUACAUAUAUUAUUAUUAUUAUUAUUAUUUUAUCAUUUAUAUAGCGCCAGCAAAUUCCGUAGCGCUAUACAAUGGGUGGACUAAUAACAGACACGUGUAUUCUCUCACAAAUGUAAACAUUGCAAUUUCUCAGAACCCUCCUCCAGCCCAAGUAAGAUCUCUCUAGCAAUGCCCCUGGCCUUGAGAUAUGCACAAGCCAUUCAUUCAUUAUUUUUCAGUCAAUCAGAAAUACAAGUCUGGUACUGCUGCAGAACCUCUUGCAUACUAUUAGAAGUAUGUAAACCGUAAUUCUGCGGAAGAGUUCUAAAAAUAAAGCAGUCAGCAUCACUCUUCCAUUGGUUUCCAUGGCGACGGUUUCAGUUUUGGAACUUUGCCCUGCAAUAAUUUUUUCUUAUACGUACCCACUUUAUGAGAGAACCUGCAAUAUUUACAUAGAUGCGCUUCCUGGCACUGAACGAGGGCAUUCAACGUCUUCAUAGUCCCAAUAGGAAAGCAUUGAUUUAAUGCUUUCCGGUGGUGAAGGUCUAACGUGUGCGUGGUGUUUGCCGCACAUGCACAUUACGUGCUCCAUCAGCGCGACAUCGCCAUUUUAGGAGAGUGAUCAAGCACCAAAGGGACCUCAUCGCUUAAAUUCAGGAAAGGGUUUUAUGCUAUAAUGUUCUUUUUAAUUUAUUUUUUUGUAAAUUCUUAAUUUUUGCGGUGCAUUGCAUGAGCCAGACAAUAAAACAGUAUAUUGCAUGAUAGAGGUUCCGAUAUAUAUAUAUCAUCAACAUUAUAUAACUAUCAUUUUGCGUGUUUACACCAUUUAUAAAAUAUUUUUUAAACAUGCUGAAAACUUGGAUCUAGGUCAUGCCCUAUGUAACAUUUAUUGAUCGUAAGUGUGGUUCUCAUAGUCGGUCCUGGUGCCCUUGUUAUGGCACACUCUGGUGUAAGUAAAUAUGUCGGGAGAGUGUCUCGUGGGCAUAGAGGUGAGUGUGCCACAGAUAUGUGACUUCUGAAGUAUGUGGAUGUUCAAUCGCAGCUUCACACCGUGAGACAUGAUCUGUAUCUUGUCGUGGACAGUUGGGCACCUGAGUAUCACAGCUCUGUGCGUGUUUGAGCGCAACUUUGCAGAUGUAGGUAGGCGGUAUAUCUCCUCAGUGACCGUCUUCUUGACUGUGGCAUGGGGUAAAAUAUUUUGAAUAUUUUCUCCAGGUCUGGGAGUGUCAGCAUGGGGUAGGCCCGAUUUUCCGCCUCAGCUUCGGCUGGGUGGAAGCCGCGAAGAAUGGCAUCUAUCGCCUCAGGAGGAAGUAGGGAGUCCAGCUGGUGGAAGCUGGAUUGGCUGCAGAUUGUGCCAGUUGACAGAGGAGCCUGUCUGAAUGGCGUCUGUAUAGCUCGAUGGUCAAGCUCCGCCCUAAUUUUUUAUUCUAUAGGAGUGGAUGAUUGUGUGUUCAAUAUUUUUAUUGGAUAAACUACUCAAAUGAUUUAAUAGUUGGAAAAAUAUCCUAAUAUUUCAAUACUUUUUGAUAUAUUAAUAUAUUUUGUAUGUUUUUGUUUUGUUUUUUUAAAUAUUUUAAAAUUAUCACUUUAAAAGUUUAUCCAACAGUAUUUUUUCUGUGUCACAAAAGAUUAGUAACAAUAAAGGUGGUGACCUGGCAUAGGUGCCCAGUACCCCCACGGUGGAACAGCUGUGUAAACGAAUAGCAGCAAUGCUGCAACUAAACUGUGAAUCUGCAAGAAUUUUCGCCAGCAGAUUGACAGCUCGGGGGGGGGAGGCCUGUGUUUUAGUUGUGGUGUCAUUAAAUCAUAGCAUUUAUUCAACACGGUUAGAGCUAAUUUUCUGCACUCUUAAAGUGAACCUGUUGUGAAACAAUGAAUUUACUUGGAAUCGCUCCUAUAUUCAUUGCAUACACUGUAUAUAUCACAAAGAUAAAUGCUGUAUUCAAUGUAAAAUAUAAAGAUUUACCCACCUUUCUUCCUUCAUGUAACACCCACCUGCUGGACAUUCUCCACUCCACCGGUGAUCCUCCAGAAGUUUUCUUUGAUUUUCCCUGCCUGGGACGCAUCCCCAAGCAGGGCAGAUCUGCUCAGUGAUGUUGGCACGCUGACUUUGUUGCCUGCGUGAUGGCAUUGGAACGGAGUGACGUCACAUUACUCCAUUCCUAUACUCCCUAGCCGGGGCUAUGGGAGGGAAGCAGAGGGACCUCCUGUUGGAGACUUUUUUUCUGCUCACCCUUUUCAGUCAGGGCUUCUGCAUUGAGUGACAGCCAAGGCAUUGACUGAAAACUUGGAGAAAAAAAAAUAUAUUGUAAAUAGAAUUUUCUCUUAAUCUAUACAUUUGCUAUCAAAACUGCUAGCACAAUGUAUAGUUAAAAUAUUUGCGCUUGAAUGUUGUUUGUGAUCAGUGACCCUUUACGAUGUAUAUAGGGGCUCAAAACAUUCAGAGGGUAAAAUAAUGUUUAUUGCAUUGGUGUAUUCAUUCCCAGGAUGUAAAUGGAACCACUAGAUCCUCAGUAUGGAUCUUUAAGUGUUUAGUGAUAUAAGGUGAACACUACCUUUUGAUUAGGUGCUACAAUUAACAAAAAACCACAACUAUAAAUUACAUAUCGUGGAUACUGAAAUAAGUGUAUUCAAAUUGCAUUAUUUUUAUAGUGAACCAGUUCUCUUCUCUAAAACAUGUUUUUAUUUUUUAUUUAAGGUCAUUAUCCAGGGCUUCAGAAGCUACAGAGACCAAACCAUUGUUGAUCCAUUUAGUUCAAAACACAAUGUAAUUGGUAAGUUUAUCAAAACUUUUGCAAAUGAAUGAAACAUUGAUUAAGCAGUUUUAUUUAAAGGGGCACUCAUAGCAACAUAACCACUUUGGAACUCUGUAUUGGGUUUUGUGCCUAGAGUGUCCUAGAAAUUAUCCUUUCCUUGCCACAUUAUUAAUGUACAAUUAACACUUUCAGAAUAUCAUUGUCAGUUUCUUUCAUCUUGGAUGACAUUCAUUGUUUGACAGUGCUUGGCUAACACACUACCAGCACCCAGACACCAUACUUGUAGUUUCUACCUUCAUGCCAACCAUGUAAAUGAAUGAGCUACAAUCUAAUAAUCUUCAUACUAUGCAGUAACACCAUGUUUCAUUUAUAUGACUGGUCCACUUUUAAAAAAAAAUAUAUAUAUAUAUAUAUAUAUAUAUAUAUAUAUAUAUAUAUAUAUAUAUAUAUAUAUAUAUAUAUAUAUAUAUAUUAUUUUUUUUUUAUACCAGCUGUGCCUUUCUCUGUCCGCUUUUAUAUACUUCUUUUUCGCUUUCCCACUUCUACAAAGUUUUCAUGCACUUUAUUUUAUGUUUUUAGUGGGAAGAAAUGGAUCAGGAAAAAGUAACUUCUUCUACGGUAAGUCUUUUUGUUUGCAAGGGGACAUUGAGCUAAGUUUCCCCCAGUGCUCACAGCUUGUCACUGCUCUCCGGGUUUGGAUGCAGUUGUAUGGAUAAUAUUCAAAUGAACCUUGUACAUUAUCUCAUUGGCAGCGACAGGGCAAGGCUCUGGUUAGUGGGAGAGCCCUGUGUUUUGUCAAACCCUUAGAAACACUUGGAAAGAACUGGAGGAACUAUCUUGACAAAUUAGUAAAUUACUCGAUUGUUUUGGUCUAAGCACAGUUCACACCCACAAUGUACAUAGAGUAAAGUAACAGCAUAUAUUAUACCUGUAUUCCUAAUGUUCUAGUGCUCCUAGUUUUGUAGGUCCUCCCCACUGGUUCGGUUAAAACGGAUUAAAAAUCCUUUCUUACCUCACCUCUUUCCAGCAUUGAGGCUCCAUCGGCACUGGUUAGGUCUCCUCCUCCCACAACAUUAUUGUGAUGGUGGGAUCCUAUGCACAUGCAUGGCAUGUGGCAUGUACAUUUAAACUUCCUCAUAAGAAAGUAUUGAAUCACUGCUUUCCUAUGGGGAACAUAGAACAUGUUAGACUUCGUCAUGCAAAGCGUGAAGAUAGCCAGUGUUUGGACAUGGAGUAAAACUUAGCUAGGGACUUGGGAGCACCACUAGUGACUGUGUGGAAGCAUCUAGAGGUGCAGCUAACUUUGCAAUGUAAUCAUUGCAGUUUCUCAUUGCAGGGUGAACCAGACGGGCACUGCACCAAUUAAAUGGGAUAGUGCCUGUAAUGUCCCUCUAAUACCACAGAAUUUUAUGUGCUGGUAUAGAAUUGUGGACCUUGUAAACAUGAUUGGCAGUGUGCAUGUCCAUGCUCCCUAAAUACAUACUGCGAUACUCAAUUAAAACAAAAGUGUAAUCUAGACUUUUUCUCACAAUUUAGCUAGAAUGGCAUGGGUAACCGUUUAUAAGAUGAUAUCAUGUACUCUUUCCAGAUCAAAUCACAAUUUGUGUGUAACAUUUAGAAUUCAAAUGUAUGGUUUUCAAAAUUUGCACCCUUAAUAAAAAAAAUUCUUGAAAUUCUGUUUUCUUCUAUCCUCAGCCAUUCAGUUCGUUCUCAGCGAUGAAUUCAGUCAUCUACGUCCAGAGCAAAGGUUGGCUUUACUACAUGUGAGUAAACCGCGUCCUGUGCUUUUGGUUCUAUCAGUCAGUGGAUCCAGGACAAUAUUAUGUUUAUUUUGUUUAAAUAUAAUUUUAAAAUAAUGUCUUCAUAUUGGUGUCAUCAGAUACAUAUAUAAAGCGUUGUACCGUCUUUUUUCUAAAAUAAUGAUUUGAACAUUGAGAUAAGUUGGGUGCGUGACAUUGCUGGUAGUGAGAAUGAAUUUAGUCACCUAACUGGGAACUGUGACGAACUGAGUAGGAAAUUGUUUAAGUUUUAGGUGCAAAUAAUUUAGCUAUCAGACUUUAACCUCGUAUCUUCAUAUCUCUGUGGAAUAAUUCAAACUAUUAAAGUGAGAAAAGGUACAGCUUUGCUUAAUAGUUAGAGCCAUAUAGUAGAUUUCUAUGCUGGUUCUUCUUGUGCAAGUUUAAUUCUGAUGGGGCUGUGUUUUAUAUUUCAGGAAGGAACUGGACCUCGUGUUAUUUCUGCUUUUGUGGAAAUUAUAUUUGACAACUCUGACAACAGAUUACCUGUAAGAAUUUUUUUUAAUGUUUUUAUUCAUAUCUUUUAAUAUUACUUGAAAUAUGAGAAUGUAACUUCCUCUGUUUCUAUACUGAUCAUAUUUUGUUGUCCAGAUUGACAAAGAGGAGGUUUCCCUUCGAAGAGUUAUUGGAGCAAAGAAGGAUCAGUAUUUCUUAGACAAGAAAAUGGUGACGUAAGUGGAAAUAGUUACUUUAUAUAAAUAAACAAUCUACACUGACUUAUAGACUCUAUAUUAUCAGAUUGUUGUCCACUACUACAUGAUUAUUAUUUGGCUAAUGCCAUUUAAUGCAAUUAAUAUGUAUAUUUUUUUUCUGUUUGCACACUAUUACGUCUUGUUUAGUUGUCUAACAUACAAGUUGCGCACAUUGUAAUUUGAAAAUCACCAUUUUGGCUAACCUAUUUAUUUUCAUGUAGGAAAAACGAUGUUAUGAACCUCCUUGAAAGUGCCGGCUUUUCCCGCAGUAACCCUUAUUAUAUCGUGAAACAAGGCAAGGUAAGAUCGUUUUACUAUCGUCUGAAAUUAAUCCAAAUAGAUUUCUUCGAAAAUAGAGAAUAUGAGAUCAAACAAAAGCUUAGAGAAACUCAGUAGCUGGCCCUUCAGUAAUCCCCGCUCAGGUUUUAAAAAUAUUUUUGCCAUUACAAAGAGAACAUAUUCCAUUUACAUAUCAGACCGAUGCCAUAAGGGCAGUCCAGAACUGAAAUAAAGGCAAUUUCCCUCUGCACCAGAUGUACAGCAACUUCGGACGAUCGUUUUUGGCCUUCAUUGGGCCUCGUCAACAAGGUGUAGCUGAUACCCCUCUGGGCAUUGUGAAUGGGAUCCAUAUCUGGAUUACCCUUUGUGCUUAGGUUACUGGCUGCUGAGUUUCUCUUAGCUAUUGCUUGUUCUCAGAGCUACUAAUCGAAGGACAAGCUACUGAGUUUCUCUAAGCUUUUUGCCUGUUCUCAGAGUUCUAAUAUUCUCUGUUUUUGUUCCAAAUGCAUGGGAUUACCAAAAAGCCUCAGUCUUGAUUGUUAACUAAAGGAACAUCAAAUUGUUGGGAAUACAAACCUAUGUAGAGACUAUAUUUAAAAGAAGAAAAACUACCACAACAAGAGGACAUAGUCUUAAAUUAGAGGAGCAAAGGUUUAAAAAAAAAUAUCAGGAAGUAUUACUUUACUGAGAGGGUAGUGGAUGCAUGGAAUAGCCUUCCAGCUGAAGUGGUAGAGGUUAACACAGUGAAGGAGUUUAAUCAUGCGUGGAAUAGACAUAAGGAUAUCCUAGCUAUAAAAUAAGGCCAGGGACUAAUGAAAGUAUUUAGAAAAUUGGGCAGAUUAGAUGGGCCCAAAUAGUUCUUAUCUGCCGACACAUUAUUUGUGUAUGUAUUUCUAAUGCUUUACUGCCCCCAGUUCUAUGUAUAUUCACCUCUCUGCCUCCUGCCAGGUUAUGGAGUAAGCAAGGCGAGUGCCCUGCGAUCAGCAGUGCUUUCGCAUAGGCAAGCAUUGAAUCAAUGCUUUCCUAUGGCGGCUUCCACAUCAUGCGACCGAAUUAUACUGGAGUAGGAUUUAACCCUGCAAUGUAAAUAUUGCAGUUUCUCCACUGCACUCCGGCCACUUCGUCUCAAUGAAGUGGCCUGGGUGACUUUAGUGGUCCUUUAAUGUGUCAACAGUAAUUAUUUGCAAUAUUCUGUUUUUACUUCCUUAGCAUGUUUACCUAGCAUGUUUAUAAAGCUGAUAGCAAAGUAGGCUUUUUAUUCCAUUGAAAAACAUUUUUUACAUGCAUUCGCUUACCCUGUUUAUUAUAACAUUACAUUUGUUGUGCUCUGCAAUUUUAGAUUAAUCAGAUGGCAACAGCUCCGGAUUCCCAAAGGCUGAAACUGUUGCGGGAAGUGGCAGGGACCAGAGUGUACGAUGAACGGAAAGAAGAAAGUAUCUCUUUAAUGAAGGAAACAGGUAAAUACUGAUUCACGGGUUACUUUUAAUAAUGAUAAAGUUGCACCCCUUUCCUUAUUGUUUUAUCACUCUUGCAUGUAGAGGGUAAACGUGAGAAGAUCAAUGAGCUGCUGAAGUAUAUAGAAGAAAGGUUACAUACUCUGGAGGAGGAAAAGGAGGAGCUGGCACAGUACCAGAAGUGGGAUAAGAUGAGGAGAGCGCUAGAGUACACCAUUUACAAUCAGGAACUGAACGAAACUCGAGCAAAGCUUGAUGAAGUAAGUUCGGUUAAAUCCAUUUUCAUUGAUUCUUGUAGAAAACCAUAGUGAAUUCUCUAAUAGCUUGCUCCACCCUUUGUGAGCACCUUUGGCUACGAUUCUAUGCCUUUCAGCAUGUUAACGUGCUGUGGAUGGAUUCAGUACUAGCCCUACUAAGAUAGCAUUAAGAACAUUUGCAUGUACUUUGCCCAAUUUUAAUUUGAUAUUUCAGUAAAUUAGUGAUGUCCAAAGAAGCAUUGCAAUGUCUGCGGAAUGCUGCUUGAAACCUCAGUUAUCAGAAUGGAAUGCAAAUAAAAAAUUUUUUUACAUUCAUGUCUUGAGUGCAAUGUUUGCUGUAUUUGACACCUUUGCCUAUAUGACAUAUAGAGUCUUGCAUAUCUUGUCAUGAUACUUGUGUAUUAAAAUGUAAAUUUUAUUUUGAAAGCUUUCGUCAAAGCGAGAGACAAGUGGAGAAAAAUCUCGACAGCUGAGGGACGCACAACAGGAUGCUAGGGAUAAAAUGGAGGUGAGCAUCUGUAGUUUUUGCAUAUUUGGUGUUCAGUUGGUAUAUAUUUUGGUGAUUUUAUGAAUACCAAAAUAAUGAAUAGUUAACAGUGAGAUAGUUGAAGUUUAAGCAGGAAAGCUUGAUUUAAACAAUCUGCUUCUUUUGCUCUAUGUAGUUUUAUGGUCCAUAGCAGAAAGCAGAAAACGCAAAAGUCACAUCAACCCCUAGGUGAUAUUCAAUUAUCUGUUCAUUAGAAUGAAGGAAACUCCGAUCCUAUUCGUGCCGCGACUGCAUGUAGCAGCCGCUUAGUAGAUAACUCCCUAAUUCCCAUGGUUUCAGGGAGCUAUGUACCAAAAGGCUGAAAGACCUAAUUUGGUCUUUCAGCCAACUUUACUAAUACUAAGUAAAAAUUACUAUAUCGCGAGUAGGGACAUGUCUAGUAAAAAACAAAACCAUAAAAACCCUAGUAUCCCCUCUUCCAAGACUGGUGGUGGACCUAAAUUACAAGAGGGGGUGAGGACCUAUUGUCCUCCCCCCGACCCCACCCAUGAGUGGCGGGUCGGGGCCCUAAAUGAAAAUGUUGGGGGGACCUAUUGUCCUCCCCCACGAGCGGCGGGUGGGGGCCCUAAAUAACAAUAAGGGGGGAACCUAUUAUCCUGCCCCCACCCAUGGGCGACGGGUAGGGGCUAAGUGUCAAAAUACCCCCCCCACCCAAAUAAAAUGAAAUCAAUCCCUACCUACUCCCCACUUUCUUAAAAUAAUGAGGGGGGAGACAAUAAAACUAAAUACCUGGAAAAAAUGAAAAUCAGACUUAUCAUUAGAAGUCUUCUUUUUUCUAAAACCUUCUUUCUUUAGCCUCAAAAAAAGGCCAAAUAAAAAAACGACAAUACCAGUCGAACUUACAAACCCGACACUAAAAAUGGAUCCAUCUUCACCCGGCGAGGGCACAGCGCAGCCUUUCCACGCCCUGCAAUUUGACACAGAGCACUUUGAUUAUUUGGCUUGGAAUCCAACCAACCAGAGUGCUCGGAGUCUAUUUACACAGCGUGGGAAAAUUCCAAAGAAAUUGCAGGUUGUGGGAAGGCUUUAUAAAACUUUCCCAGCCCUGCGGAGGUCAGUCUGGGUGACGAUGGAUUCAUUUUUAGCGUCAGGGUUUUUGAUUUUUAUUUGAUAAGUUCGACAGGUAUUAUGGUUUGGAAAUUAUAAAAAAACAAAAACAAACGGGAUUCGGCCAAGACAGUGCCGCUUUUUAGUAGUUUUUUUUUUUAAUGUUCUAGUUGUACUGAACUGUUCCUUUCUGUAAAGUAGAAUUUGCUUGUAUUAUUGUUAACCUGUUAUGUCCAUGGUAAAACCUGAUAAUGAAAAUGUAAUUCGGUGUCUUCAAUGUUAAAGGAACAUUAUAGGAUCAGGAACACAAACAUGUAUUGACCCUAUAGUGUUAAAACCACUAUCUAGUCCCCUUGGUCUCCCUAAAGAUAGUAAAAUCUUACUUGUAUUCAAGUCUGAAGCUGCUGUCUCUGACCUUCCUCUGACAUCAUCAGAAGUGGUGGCCUGAUCCAAUCACAAUGCUUCCCCAUAGGAUUGGCUGAGACUGACAAGAAGGCAGAUCAAGGGCAGAGCCAGCACGAUUCAAACACAGCCCUGGCUAAUCAGCAUCUCUUCAUAGAGAUGAAUUGAGUCAAUGAAUCUCUAUGAGGAAAGUUCAUGGUCUGCAUGCAGAGGGAGGAGAUACUGAAUGUUUGGAUGCAUUUUAGGCAGCCAUGACCCAGGAAGGAUCUCUAACAGCUAUCUGAGGAGUGGCCAGUGAAGUUAUCACUAGGAUGUAAUGUAAACACUGCAUUUUCUCUGAAAAGACAGUGUUUACAGCAAAAAGCCUGAAGGUAAUGAUUCUACUCACCAGAACAAAUUCAAUAAGCUGUAGUUGUUCUGGUGACUAUAGUGUCCCUUUAAGGAUUGGCAAAGAUAGGAUUGCUAUCUUUAUUUAUUUAUUUAUUGAAUUCUUUUUAUAAUAGGAAAUUGAGCGUCAAGUCCGUGAGUUGAAAUCCAAAAUAUCUGCAAUGAAAGAGGAAAAGGAACAGCUGAGUUCUGAGAGACAGGAGCAGAUAAAACAGAGAACCAAACUGGAACUGAAAGCGAAGGAUUUGCAGGAUGAACUGGCGGGAAACAGUGAACAGAGAGUGAGUAUUGGGUCUCGGUCAAACUAAGUGAGAGACUGACAUCCAUCAUGCAAGUAUUGUUACCACACAUGAGUAAAACCCUGCAUUAUUUUCGAUGAGCACCUUAUCCACAAUAAAUCACCCUGUCCUGUCUUGUACAAUUGAUCUAUACAUUGUACUGACAAAAUUGCCAGGAAAUGUAUAGCUUGAAAAGUUAUAUUGGCCUGGAUAUCCUCCUCAACCUCCAAGAUGGCCUUUGUUAAUGGACGUGCUUGCUCCAUACAUAGCUGCCCUGUCCCUUAAAGGACCACUCUAGGCACCCAGACCACUUCAGCUUAAUGAAGUGGUCUAGGUGCCUGGUCCAGCUAGGGUUAACCCAUUUUUUCAUAAACAUAGCAGUUUCAGAGAAACUGCUAUGUUUAUGAAUGGGUUAAGCCUUCCCCCUAAUCCUCUAGUGGCUGUCUCAUUGACAGGCACUAGAGGCGCUUGCGUGCUUCUCACUGUGAUUUUCACAGUGAGAGCACACAAGCGUCCAUAGGAAAGCAUUAUGAAUGCUUUCCUAUGUGACCGGCUGAAUGCGCGCGCAGCCAGCCCAGGAGGGAGGAGAGGAGGAGGAUCGGAGGAGGAGAGCUCUCCGCCUAGCGCUGGAAAAAGGUAAGUUUAACCCCUUUUCUUCUUUCCAGAGCCGGGCGGGAGGGGGUCCCUGGGGGUGGGGGCAGGGCCGGUGCAAGGAUUUUUGCCGCCCUAGGCAAAAGAAAGAACAUCGCAAUGCCCCACCCAUAUGAACUAAUGCCAGUGCUGCACACAGUGUGUGUUUACAUUAAAAAGCCUGCAGGGACAAACUAUAGACACCAGAACAACUUUAUUAAGCUGCAGUGGUUCUGGGGACUAUAGUGUCCAUUUAAUAUGAGGUAAAUUAGAGAUUAGUGUCACUAAUAAUAUACUAGAUUGCCUACUUACAAUCAGAUGAGGAUGGUGAUGGGCUCUGGCUGCAGUCUGGCUCCACUGGUCUGGUGUAGAACAGGAUCUCCCCCCCCCUCCUUCCCAUCAAUCAUCUCUCCCCAUCAUCAAUCAUCAUCUCCCCAUCAUCUCCCCUUCCCAUCUCCCCCUCCCUCCCAUCAAUCAUCUCCCCCAUCAAUCAUCUCCCAUCAAUCAUCUCCCCUCCAUCAAUCAUCUCCCCAUCAAUCAUCUCCCCUUCCCAUCAAUCAUCUCCCCCUCCCAUCUCCCCAUCAUCAUCAUCAUCCCCAUCAAUCAUCUCCCUCCCAUCUCCCCCAUCAUCUCCCUCCAUCAAUCAUCUCCCCAUCCUUCCAUCAAUCAUCUCCCCCUCCAUCUCCCCAUCAUCACCUCCAUCAAUCAUCUCCCCAUCAUCAUUAUCUCCCCCCCAUCAUCUUCCCCAUCAAUCAUCUCCCCCCUCCAUCUCCCCCAUCAUCAUUAUCUCCCCCCCCCCUCCCAUCAUCAUCUCCCCCAUCAUGUCUCCCCCUCCUUCCAUCAAUCAUCUCCCCAUCAUCUCCCCCUCCCAUCAUCUUCAUCCUCCCCCCCUCCCAGAGCUUCUCCUCACCUCCCCUGCCCUGUAGCGUGGCCGAGCUCCUAUCCGGUCCGCGACCCGGACUGACAGGAAGUGCACACUCGGUGUGCACUUCCUGUCAUUCCGGCCGGGUCGCGGACCGGAAAGGAGCUCGCCACGCUACAGCAGGGCAGGGAGGUGAGGCACUGCGGCAGCCGCCUGAGCGCUCUCUAUAGAGCGCUCAGGCGGCUGCAGAAUUUAAAGGGCCGGCGAUGGGGGCGCAGGGCGCCCCCUCCUAUAUGGCGCCCUAGGCGGCUGCCUAGUUCGCCUUAUAGGAAGCGCCGGCCCUGGGUGGGGGCACCCUCGGGGCACUAUAGUGCCAGGAAAACGAGUAUGUUUUCCUGGCACUAUAGUGGUCCUUUAAUAUAUGAACAUCAUCUCACAGUUCAGGUUUAUGCUAGGUUUUGGGGAUUGUUGCCAUGGCACAUAAGGGCUAGAGAUCGUUCGAUUAUGGGUCUGGCCGAUAUUAUCGGCAUAUAUUCGGUAUUUUCUGCAAUAUCGGUAUCGGCCUAUAGAGAUACCGAUAUUGCCGAUAAUGCAUACCAGGACCGCCGGGCUUCUCAUGGUCCUGGGGGGGCCUGCAGCAAGCGCUUACUUACCUUCCCAGUAGCUUCUUUAAGCUCCCCUGUAUAAAUCUUGCGAGACCCGUGGCCGUCAGAGUGGUUACCACUCACAGGCUGCGUGAGUUAGACAGGGGAGCUUCUGGGAAGGUAAGUAAGCGCUUGCUUGGCCCCUUCUACACAGUCCAUGCCACUGGACCACCAGGGAAUGCCAUUUCCCCCCUCCCUGGCCAAGUAAGAAGCGGGGGGGGGACUAAAAAAAUUAAAUAAUUUAAAUAUUUUUUUUUUUAAAAAGUUAAAUAAAAAAUGCCCCUCACGCCUCCCAAAUUACCAAAUUACAUACCUACAGAAACACACACACUCUGCAUUCACUAUAUACACGCACUACACAAACACACACAUUCUGCAUUCACGAUACACACACUACACAAACAUACGCAUUCACUAUAUACACACACUAUACAAACACUGAAUUCAUUAAACACACUACACAAAACGACACACACUCUGCAUUCACUAUACACACACCUCGAUUCACUAUAUACAUACUACACACACACUGCAUUCACUAUAUACACUCUACACUCACACUGCAUUCACUUUACUCACACUACAUUCACUAUAAACACACACACAUUCUGUAUUCAUUCUAUACACACUACAUAGAUACACACUGCAUCCACUACACACACAACACAAACACACAUACAGCUCCCCUGUCUAAACACGCUGCAUCAACCACAUGUGGCAUGUAUAUUUUGUGCAUUUACCUUUAGAAAUAGUUUAUUUUUUCAAAAUGGUAAAUGUACAGAAUAUAGGUAAGUUAUCGGCCUGAAAGUUCACAGAUUAUCGGUAUCUGCUCUAAAAAUGAUGCACGUGCUAGAAUAAUGUAUUGAUUUAAUAUUUUUCCUGUACAAGUUAUAUUUUAUAUGUACCAGGCACUAUAAAGUAGAAUUAGUAUACCCUGAUUACUAAUCUUAAUUUUUUUUUAAAUAAAAGAUCAAAUAAAAAAACAAAUUAAAAUUGUUCAGUAAUUGUAUAAUGGACACACGUAAAAGGGAGCUUUCACUUCCCAGGAUUUUUAAUACGGUUUAUUUUUAUUUAAAUUCUUUCUCCUCUUCAUCUGCAAAGGAUACCAUUAGUAUAACGGUAUAGUUCAGGUUAGAGUAGCCCCACCCAUUAAACAAAUAUGUGUAUAUACAAUAAACGGUUCUCUGCCAAACCGUUUUUCUUGUCCUGCUACAAGCAUUGUGUAGUCCUCAUCCUUUUUGUUUUGCUCUUUUUUAUUAGCUUGUAUUGUGAUAUUCUCAGUACGCACUUUAAUUACAAAAAAUAUAUAAAUGGUAAACCUCACCUGGUUUCCAGCUCUGUGGACAAAUUCUCCCCUCAGUUUGAUCGACCUUGGCAGAGGGGGAGGGAUGAUGGGUGGGGAGAAGACAGAGUAGUUCAAAGUGAAAUGCUGCACAUACAGACUCCAGGCACCAUGACCACCUCAAAUCAAUGAAGCAGGCAUGUUGCUUGGAGUAACACUUUAACUUGCUAAAUCUUUCAUAUAAAUUUAAAACAAAAUGGAAAUCAUUUAAAAGACGAAAAUCGCCCAUAACAUAUUUUUCAACUUUUUAUUGGUAUAAUUUACAUUAAAGUGAUAGUUCCCCUCUAAAUAUCAUAGUUGAAGUUAAUCUAUGACUAUUGGAUUAAAAGAUACGUUUAAAAUCGAAUGAUUAAACCUGAGUCCAUUUUGUUUAUAAUUAGUUCUAUUUACAUUAAUUGAAUACUUCUCCAAAUAAUGUAAGUUAUGUAUUUAAUUGUUUUAAACCUCUCUUAGAAACGUUUGUUAAAAGAAAGACAAAAGCUACUGGAAAAAAUAGAGGAAAAACAGAAGGAGCUUGCAGAGACGGAGCCAAAAUUUAGCAGUGUGAAACAGAAAGAGGAAAGCGGCAUUGCAAGGUCUGUGUUAAUUCUUAUCAAUAUUGGUAUUUAUAAAGCACCAACUAAUUCCGCAGCACUUUACAAUAUUAUGAAUGGGGGAGGGGGGGGAUUUAAAAUAAAUGAGCCAAUAACAUAAAUUAAUGAAUGACAACAAUGGUUAAUGUGUUUAGCAUUCAGUAGAUGGUAGAAUCAAGGUAACUGACAGUUGUAGUGACCCUAUCGCCUGCCAUGGCCUAGCAUUUCCAGAGUACAUUGUUGCUCAUUCAAAAUAUUUGAUUCAUGAGACCUAAAACGUGCAGGAUGCAGGCAAGAAUAUUCAUCAGUAGAUUACUUUUGCAGGGUCACUAAAGUGAAAAUUGUCAGGACUACAAAGUGACUAAUACAUUUAAAGCCAAAGAAGUCAAACUGUAAUCACAGCUGGCUUUUCCCAGUUUGGCUACUUUGGCUUUAAAUCAAAAAAAAUAUACACAUUGCAGCAAGCUGUUAAGUUAAUGUAUGCACAGUGUGUUAUAGGCAAAUGCAAAUUUUUAUUGCUUCCAAGACAAUCCUUAUUUUAUAUUGUAUUCUCAAUUAUUUAUAUAUUUUAAAUAGAGGAUCUCUUACUAACUAUAUAAAAUUAUGGCUAAGAUAUCUGUAUGGUUAGCCCUGCUAAGUUCUAUGCUUUAAGACGUUCGAGUGGUAAAUAAGGGAACCAGCCGCGGUUACAAGUGGGUUAAAUAUAAACACGCACACAGAAAAUUGAUGUUUAACACAUUGUAGCGAUAACUUAGUACACUAAUGGUUACCCCUUUCUAAGCUGUCAGGGAUCCCUCUCUAUGACAGCUAAGAAAUUAGAGCGUUAUAUGAUGAGACUGCUUUCCAAUCUUGUAGCUGACUGAUUGCAGCUUGCUGCCGCGAAGAGUGAGGAGAUCUAGAUCAGGAAGGAUAGGGUGUAGCAUCUUCACUGGCACCUCAUUAUUAGCUAGACCUUGAAGUGUAUGUAAAGUUUGAGACUGGCACACUGCUCUCUCUCGAGCAAUUAGUAGGGCCAGUUGUAUUUUGGCCGCCAUGACAUUGUGUACUUGUAAUUAGAUGGUUGAAUUGUUUCUUCUGCUUUCAACAUUUAUCUUGCAUUGAAAUGUCUCUGAGACAUAUGCCAUGUUAAACUUGAUAUUCCUCCCUUAUAUAGGCUUGCUCAAGCAACCCAGGAGCGUACAGAUCUUUAUGCCAAGCAGGGUCGUGGAAGUCAAUUCACAUCAAAAGAAGAGAGGGACAAGUGGAUUAAGAAGGAGCUGAAAUCCUUGGAUCAAGCCAUUAAUGACAAAAAAAGACAAAUUGCAGCCAUAAACAAAGAUCUGGAGGACACAGAAGCUAAUAAGGAGAAAAAUCUGGAACAGUACACUGUAUGUUAAGUUUGAUCCCCCUGUUUUAUAAUACAAAUUCCAAUAUGUGAUCAUCAUACUCAGGGCUGGCCAAAGGCAUUUUGCUGCUUGGGUGAAAGGUUGAAAUGCUGCUCCUCGCACAGAGAGGGAGGCGGUGACAGGUGAUGGAGGGAGACUGGUGGUAGAGUGAUUGAGGGAGGGAGGGUGUGACACAGUAAGGGAGGAGGUGGCAGAGGGAGGGAGGGGGUGACACAGUGGGGUGAGAGUGAUACCUUUAUUUUUUUCCCUGGUGGUCUGGUGGACUUUGAUCCUUGGUGGUCUGGUGGACUGUCUCUUUGAUCCCUGGUGGUCCAGUGGGCUGCCCUGAGAGGCAGAGAGCCAGUAGUCUGCAGCUCCACCAGGUGUGAGCUGCAGACUGUGCAGUGUCUCGCAAUAUCCAGAAGUCAGAGCGUUGCUGUGGUAAUCCACAGCAACGCUCUGAUUGGCCAGAGAUCACGAGACACUGCACAGUCUGCAGCUCACACCCGGCGGAUUUGCAGACUGUGCUGGCUCCCUGCCUAUCAGGGCAGAUUGGAGGGGCCUCACACCCGGCGGCAUUCCGGGCAAGCCGCCGGGCCCACUCCUGGUGUCGGGUCCAAGGACCUGACACAGUCUGUCUGCCCUAUGGCGAGUUAGGCAGCUGCCUAAUUAGAGAGCAGUCGGCUCGCCACUGUCAGGGUACCGCCUGGAGCCGUGGCUCCACCACAGGCUAUGGACGGGCCAGCCCUAAUCAUACUGCAUAACUAGUCUGGAUGGUAGGAGGUGGAGCAUGCUGGAGUAAGCACACUGCUUUGAUAGUGAGUUUUAUAAAAGAGGUAGGGUGUGGGAGUGAGCAUGUUGCUCAGGUAGUAGGGUUAUAGGUGUGGGGAGCUGCAGUGAGGGCUGCUGAAGUAGUGUGAGUUAUAGGAGGUGUGGGGACCUGGAGUGAGAGUGCUGCUGAAGUAGUGUGGGUUACACGAGGUGUGGGGAGCUGGAGUGAGAGUGCUGCUGAAGUAGUGUGUGUUACACGAGGUGUGGGGAGCUGGAAUGCUCUGGUAGUGGUGUUCUGGAGCUUUUCAGUGAAGUUGUUAUGAACUAGGUUCCCUGAACUAAAAGUACAAAUGAUGUUACCUAUGCUCAGAAGGGAAAAAAAAAAAAAAUGAAGUGCCCAGUCUGCUGUAUAUUCAUUUUCCAACAUGUGGCAGAAAGAGAUGGCUUUUUUUUUUUUUUUUUUAAAUGAUACCUUUUGAAACUAACCCGCAUGAGUUACAAAGACAUUUUCACUAAUCCUCACAAUGGGCUUCAUUUAACCUUUUUUUUUUUUUUUUUUUUUCCCAUACAUAAAAUGUAUUUAAUAGAAAUUAGAUCAAGAUCUUAAUGAAGUGAAGGCUCGAGUUGAAGAACUGGAUAAAAAGUACUAUGAAGUGAAAAACAAAAAGGAUGAGCUACAGAGUGAAAGGAAGUAAGUGGCUAAUUUAGAGUUAAUUAUAUAUACUUUUUAAAAUAGUUUUAAAGUAAGCAUUAAAAUCACGUUUGUUACUUUUGGAUAAGCUGUGUCUCGAACUGGACGACACCGCUUAUACUGAAACAUUUUCUUUGCUCCAAUGCUUGUUUGAUUUUCACACACACACUCUACUUAGUAUGCUAGUCAACAGGACUAAGGAAGCUCCCAUCACAAACUAAUUAUAAUUAGAAAUGGAGAUUAUCUUCAUCAGUAAUGAACUGUUCAGUACUGUGAACAAAACCAUUUAAAGUGCCUUAAAUUUAAAUGGGUAAACAAGCAUUUUUCAGGUUAUGUUUUAAACCAUUAAAUAUUCAGUAAAUCUAGAAUACAGUGUGUUAUUUUGAGUCUUAUCUACAAUUGUUUUGUGAGCUUUUAUGAGGGAAGCACCAGUUGAGGGUUUUGGAUCAUGAAAGUCAAUUUAGAUUUUUCUAUUCAGUUAUUUAUGGAGAGAGGAGAACGCAGAACAGCAAGCACUCGCUGCUAAAAGGGAAGAUUUGGAGAAGAAACAGCAGCUGCUCCGAGCUGCCACUGGAAAGGUGAGCGCUGCCAAACACUAAAAAAAUAUGUAUUCUACAUGACAAUACCUCUAUUGUUUAAACCUUCUGAAAAUCGACUGAAGGUUUUGCAUUUUUAUUGUGUGUUUUAUUACAUUCUUGUGCAGUCAGUCAACCUUUCAGUUUUGUAAUGUGCAAUUUGUCUGGUUUCCUCAUACACAUAAAGGGAACAUAGUCCUAAAAUGUAAAGCCAAACCUUUUUAACCUGGAUCUAAGUUUGUUUUCUGGGAGUGUGUAGGCAGCACUGUCACUGGCUAUUUUAAUUUACCUUAUGUACUUGGUUUGAGUUGAGGCACUUUAGUUUAUUUUGAAAGCCAACUCUGGCCUCCCUUUGGUCCCGUGAUUCAGGCACCUACAUUUUAAUGUAAAUUAAUGGGACAAGUGUUGCUGUCUUAAAAUAAAUUAACAAGCUUGCUAUUGCUUUACAGGGCUAACUGCUGCAGAGCAUUUGUGGGAUCUGGUAAUCAAAGAAAUUUUUUGCUUUUUAAAAAUGCAUUCUUUAGCUCCAAUGAAUCUGUUGAAAACAGCAUGACUAAACAGGGCCUAAUUAGACAUUCUCUCUGAGUAAUUAUUAUUCCAGUCAACAUAUUUUUCAAUUUCCAUGGCAGGCAAUUUUGAAUGGAAUUGACAGCAUUAAUAAAGUUCUGGAGCAUUUCCGGAGGAAAGGCAUCAACCAGCACGUCAUUAAUGGUUAUCACGGGAUUGUCAUGAAUAACUUUGACUGCGAGCCUGCUUUCUACACCUGCGUGGAAGUCACUGCCGGGAACAGGUAUUGUAUGCCGUCUUUUAUCAACUUUUUGUUGGUUUUGCUUAACUUUUGGAACCAUGAAAAUGAAAAGCUGGGUCAAGGUAAAAUGUCACAAAAAACAAAACCAAAUUGUCUGGGGAAUGGGCUGCUGUUUGAGAGGAAAUGAGUAGUGUUUAGGGUAAGUUUGAUCUUGGGCUGGAGCAAGCAUGUCAAACACUCAGCCCCGCGGCCCACAAUGGACAUCUUUACGGCCUGACGAGCCUCGAGUACAUGCUUAGUGUUAAAGCAGAGUAGGCACCUGCUUUCUCCAAGUUGCAGGUGCCCACUCUGCUAAAAUUUACCCGGCCGGAGAGGAAGCAGGACGCUGGCGGCAGCGAGGGAGCUCAGUCUUCCUGCUCCUCACUGCUUCCUUGCGCGCGCUGUCUGUAGUGGUGCCUGACUAUGACGUGUUAUUCCGGCAACCGGCAUCACUAAACUGCACGCGCGAGUGAGCAGCGAGCAGCAGGAAGGAAAUCUCCAGAUAGAAGAUCCCCACUGGACCCCAGGGAUAAAUACAAUGAUAUGUGUGUGUGUUGGUCCAUUUUGCGAUGGCCACGGCUGUACAGUGGAGGACUUGAAGGCUCACGGAGGCAUGCAACACCACUUCACAUUCCAACGUGACGUCGACGUGCUCCACCUUCACAGGGUUUGAAGAAGUAGCGGGGAGAUCCAAUUUGGCACAGGGUGAGGACCAUUUGGGGUAUAACAGAGGUCGGAGUCUGGAGUCGCAUACUGGCAGUGGCAAUGUGAGUGGAGUCUGCUUGUUGGCUAAAGGAGGGGUGCUGGGAUUUAGUAGAGGGGGGAGGGGACUGGGAUUUGAUGUAUGGGGGGAUGGGACUGGGAUUUAAUAGAGGGGGUGCUGUGGUUUAGUAGAGGGGGAUGCUGUUUUUUUUUUUUUUUUUUUGAGUUUGGCAUGCUUGCUUGGGCUCGAGUCUUAGGGCAAUUAUGAGGUGAGGGGCUUGCUUACAAUGAAUUUGUUUGACCCACAUUAAAAACUAAACGGUAGUCUCACAACAUUCCCUCACCUCUCUGGUGUUUGCAAGUGAUAUGUUUUGAGCCCAGGAUAUUUUAAUGGUUUUGUAGUUUUCCCUCUGUCUUGCUAUCUUGCUAUGAUACUGGGAAACCGCACCCAGACCAGUUUAUGUAUGUGUGAAGCAUGGAUGCUUGCCUGUUAAUAGUCUCUCUGCUGUAAGAAGCUAUGCAUCUGCUAAUGUGAAUGGAAAUAUUUCUAAUUACUAGUUAAUAAAUCUCCCUUGUUGUGCAGAAACUGUUUUUAAAUGCGCUAUAAGCUGUUCUAUAGUACAAUUAUAUAGUAGAAAAAAUACAUAUAAGACGAUGUUUAAAUGAUGUACACUAAACAAAGAAAUGUUGAAAAGUGAAAGCAAGGGAAUUGCAAAUGUUAAUUGAAAUAUAGCCCUGGUGGAGAACUGUUUUCAUUUUGUUGCUUUGGGGGAAAAAUACAAUUUCUUUGUCUGUUUUCCCACAAUGCUAGGUUUUGAGAAUAUUCAUGUGUAUGUUUUAAAAUGUUCACUUGCUAAUAAUGUGUCUAUUGAGGAUAAAGUUUCUGGAUUACAUUUUCCCCUCUUUACUAGUAGAAAUAUAAUGCUGUUUGUUAUAAAUAUGGAGAUAUGUAAUUGUAAAUGGGUUUUAUCUCAGGAUUUAUGUUUGGAGAGAGUGAGUCAUAUUUUCACCUGUUAAACGAGGUCUGUUCUGUUCAUAAGGUUGUUUUAUCAUAUUGUGGAAUCAGAUGAGGUCAGCACGAAGAUCUUAAUGGAGUUUAAUAAAAUGAAUCUGCCUGGAGAAGUAACCUUCCUGCCCCUCAACAAACUGGACGUUCGAGACACAGCUUAUCCUGAAACUAAUGUGAGUCGUCAUAAUCCACCUCCGCUCCCCCGAGCUGCCACACUCAUUAUUUCCCUUCAGUCAGAUUCUGAGUCAUUGUUAUUCAUUUGUCAUUCUCCAGAGGAGGGUUUUAUAUUUUUAUAUGGAGACAUUUAACGCAGAGCAGCAAGACAGAUUUAAAUGGCAACAAUGAAUUGCAGCGUGGGCCAUUACAAUAAAACCUGUGCGUGACAGUGGGUUUUAUUGCUGAUACACUGUCUAUUUGUCCCAGCAAUAAAAUUUGUAUCUUAAAAUGAAAAAAAUAAAGUAAAAAUGUAUUGCUUCUGAAAAAUACAGUAUCUUUUUCUUCUGGAUACAAGUGAUCGAUCAGAGAGGUCUCCCAAGUGACAGCCAUGUCAAGAUAAAACAGGCACUUCACAACAGUUUUAAAUAGAUUGUAGUAAACACACUACUAAUCAGUGUGAAGUGCUAGUAUAAAAUAUGUUAUAAACAUCCACUCUUAUUUUCGGGGAGUUUGAAUAUUUUAUGAGACCCAAAAAUAAAGUAGAAACCAUGCAGUAUGGCGUUAAAAUAAAUAUCUCCUAGAAAAUGUGAAUCUGAAGCUAUCACACCUCCUGGUGUGCUUCCAAAAUAAUGUGAGAAAAAAUUGGUUGUGUAUUCUUAUGGCUUCGAUCUGGCAGCCAAAUAAAGAAAAUAAGUGAAACUUGCUCACUUUAACCCCUUCAGGACGGAGUCAAUAGUGCACGUUCUGAUCAAAACAAAACGUAAACAAAAACUGGAAUUUGCGCUAUAUGUCUGUUCAACCCUAAUUCACCGCUGUCACAUUAAGUGACCCCACACUUAUUACAUAUCAUUUUGUUCAGGAGAAACGGGGCUUUAAUUUAUCAUUAACUAUUCAUAUAUGGAACAUAAUUUAUUAUGAAUAAAAUUUUAAAAAAUAAGAUUAUUUUUUUUUUUUUUAUUUUUAUUUGUAUUUCCGUCUGACAUUUUAGCUGUGAAUGUCAUAAUACCUGUUAGGUUUGUAAUCAGCGAUGUCUCACGAGUACAACAGUACCCCCCAUUAACAGGUUUUAUGGUAUUUUGGAAAGUUACAGGGUCAAAUAUAGAACGUUCCAUUUUCACAUUGAAAUUUGCCAGAGUAGUAAUGUUACCUUUGAGACGGUGUGGUAGCCCAGGAAUGAGAAUUGCCCCCAUAAUGGCAUACCAUUUGAAAAAGGAGACAACCCAAGGUAUUGAAAGUGGGGUAUGUUUAGUCUUUUUUAGUAGCCACUUAGUCACAAACACUGGCCAAAGUUAGCGUUCAUAUUUGUUUUUGUGUGAAAAAAGCAAAAAACUCAUAUUUGGCCAGUGUUUGUGACUAAGUGGCUACUAAGAAAGACUGGACAUACCCCACUUGCAAUACCUUGGGUUGUCUACUUUUGCAAAUGGUAUGCCAUCAUGGGGUAAUUCUCAUUCCUGGGCUACCAUACGCUCUCAAAGGCAACAUAACCAAUCUGGCAAAUUUCAAUGUCAAAAAAAUGAAAUGCAAGCCUUAUAUGUGACUCUCUAACUUUCCAAAACACCAUAAAACCUGUACAUGGGGCGUACUGUUAUUCUCGGGAGACUUCACUAAACACAAAUAUUAGUGUUCUAAAACAGUAAAACAUAUUACAACAAUAAUAUAGUCCAUAAAAGUGUCGUCCGUUUGUAAAAAAUGCAAAAAACUUCACUUUUACUUAAAAUAUCAUCGUUGUAAUACAAUUUACCAGUUUGAAACACUAACAUUUGAGUUCAGCGAAGUCUCCCGAAUAAAACAGUACCCCCUAUGUACAGGUUUUAUGGUGUCUUGGAGAGUUACAGGGUCAAAUAUAGUGCUUGCAAAUUAAAUUCUCUGCACUUUCUCCCUGUGUUGUCAGGCAUGUCAAUCAAAUUUUAAUUAAUCAAAUGACAUAAUUAUGUUAAAAGAUUACUUAAAUAUACAUGUAGAAUUUUAAGAGAUAUAUAUAUAUAUAUAUAUAUAUAUGUGUAUAUAUAUAUAUAUGUGUGUAUAUAUAUAUAUAUAUAUAUAUAUGUGCAUAUAUGCAUUUAUAGGUAUACUAAUGUAAUCUUUUAUGUAAUUGUGUGUGUGUGUGUGUGUAUGUGUGUAUGUAUAUAUUAAAAUUUUUGUGGUUAUUUGUAUUUUAUAUAUAGAUAUGAAAUGUCAUUCUAAGUGUAUUUUGUUAUAUAUAUAUAUAUUAAUAACAAAAUACAGAUAGAAUGAAAUUACAUAUGAAUAUAUAAUUUAUAUAAAAUUUUGUUUCAAUAUGUUAUUUAUUUUAUUUAUUGUAAUUAUACGUGUGUGUGUGUGUGUAUAUAUAUAUAUAUAUAUAUAUAUACAUUGUAUGACGUUACAUAUAUAUAAUAUGUAUAUAAUAGAUAUACAUAUAUUAUAUAUAAAUUUCUAUUUUAUUUUAAACAUGUUUAAUUCUUUUUUUUUUUUUUUUCUUUUUUUUUUUUUUUACUUUCCCACCAGCAGGGGGACGGUCUGACAUUUUAGACAGCCCCCUUGCUGGCAGAUCCACAGCCAGCUAUAGGGGGCCAUGUGAUCGCUCUUUGAGAGCGAUCACAUGGCCCCCGGGGGACUCAUUUGCCAAGCAGCCCUCCAGAAGAGGAUCGCAGCGGAGGUAAGUACCUCCGAUCUCCUGGGGGCUUUAGCCGUUACGGCGUUCUAUGCCGCCGCAACGGCUUUAAAGCCCUUUUAAUGCGGGACGGCAUAGAACGGCGUUAAGGGGUUAAUAAAAGCCCAAUGAGAUCUGGCACUUAGUAUAAAUCGCUUGUGCAGUAUUACUCAGUAGUAACAUACAAAAUGUUUCAAUUGGGAAAUAUACUGAUCGCUGCAGAUGCACACUAAGACAAAAACCAGACUGGUGGACCAAAGCACUUAACUUAAAAUAUGAGAUGGAAACCCAGACAGGUACGAGAGACACAUGGCUAAUUGAAAAAUAAACAAGUCUUUUAAACCAGACUUGUGGCACAGAGAGAGGUGACAGACAGCAAAACCUAGAAAAACUUAUACACCAAUGUUUUGUUAAAAUACUCCUCAUUGCUCAAUUUGUAGAUCUGGUUUUCCAAUUGCUGCUUAACUGAUUUUCUAUCUGAUUGAAAAUAAACCAGUAAAGUAAUGAACAUGAUAUGGCAGUUCCUAAAGUGAACCUGUUAUUCACAAAAUGUGCCAACGUCAGAUAGAUAAAGAGCUGUAAUAUAUACCAUAAGUGGUCCCACUGUAUUGGACACUGGUUUAAUUAUUUCCCUUUUGACUUUUUAGGACGCUAUUCCAAUGAUCAGCAAGCUUCGGUACAACCAACGUUUUGAUAAAGCAUUCAAACAUGUAUUUGGCAAGACACUUAUUUGCCGCAGUAUGGAAGUAUCGACGCAGCUAGCCAGGGCAUUUACUAUGGAUUGUAUCACUUUAGAAGGUAGGAAUACAGUUUGUGAUUAGUGUAAAAGUUUGAUUUAAUAGUUUCACUGCCAAGUCAGAGUUUGGAACCAAUCUAUCUGAUGCUUUAAUCAGUCCUUAUUUCCUUUCAGUUAUAGUGGUAUUUUUAUAGCAAUAUAAUUGACAAGCAAUGGUUUCUCGACUUGGGUUCCUGUACUGUCAGCAUGUCAUAUGUUCCCUGUUGUCACUGUGGUCUAUUCACCUGCACUAAAACAUGAGCUAUUGCUUGUGAUUCUCAACACAGCUUCAUGCAUUUUCAUUUUUCUGAGAAGUUUCCAUGGUAACCAAUUCUCUGAUAUUGUUCUGAUUAAUCUGCAGAAAGUCACAUUUUAUUUUAGUGCAGGUUUUUAAAUUGCAUUCUAGCAAAGAAGAUUAAAUAGCUGAAUUUUGUUCCUGAUGACAUUUUAGUGUCUGGUCUACAGAGAUGUUUAAUGGACUUGAUGGCAUCUGACAUUUACAUGGCAUGUUUAUUGUUCUUUAUUAUGAACACUAAAACAUAUUUCAUAUUUGUGCAAAUUCCAGCUUAGACUCAGCUGUUAAAAACUAAAGUUUCAAUCCGUCCUUUUUUUGUUUUGUUAAUAGACACAACGUUUUUGGGAUAAUUUUUUUUUUUUUUUUUGACCAUUCUAUUUUAGAAAAGUUUUACCAAGGAAAUCUUUAGAAACGAUAAUUUCUUUCAUUUGUACACCUGUGUGGACUGGGGAUCUUACAAGAAAGGGCUUUUGUAUUGGCUGCAUAUAUGCUAACCAGGGGUUGCAAAUUUGAUUGAUGUCCUCCAGAAAGUCAUAUUAUUUAGCUAUUAAAACUCCCACUCUUUGCUCUUCCUUGCUUUAUAGGAAAAGGGGUGGGGAGGAGGCACUAUUUGAUGUUCGUAAUAAGCUGGAAUCAUAGAUUUCACUACAGUUAGUAGGUGUUUUGUCAAUGAUGCUUUAUAUUAAGAUAUUGUUAUGGUAGUAAGAGAAAAAAUAUUUUAGAUGUACCUUGUUGUCUUAUCACCACAAUAGAAGCGAUAACCCCAUGUGUCUCCUACCAAAAUGUAGCUUUACAUGGCUUCAAUAACAGUAAUUGAAUGCAUUGUGGUCAUUCGCCUUAUGUCUACAUUAAAGUUUACUUUAAAUCAAAAACUGAAAUAGAACCAAAUCCAUUUUAAUGCACUUCUAUAUAUUUAAACAAUAUAGAUAACACUUUAGCUUUGCAUUCAUUUCAAUGUGCUAUGUUAACUCUCAUAAUAGGGGACCAGGUGAGCCAUCGUGGAGCCUUGACAGGAGGUUAUUACGACACAAGAAAGUCCCGUCUCGAGCUGCAAAAAGAUGUUCGGAAGGUAGAAGAUGAGCUUCAUGCUCUGGAGGCAAAGCUCAAUGAAAAUCUCCGGAGAAACAUUGAAAAUAUCCUUUUGUGUGAAUGCAUUGUGCAAGGUGUAUGUGUUCCAAAAGAAACACUUUAGGUCAUAUUUACUCAUAAAGACAGUCGAAAGCAAAGUCAGCAGGAACAUUCCAUUAGAUUCUAGAAUGUAAGCUCAUGGAGCAGGGCCCUCCACCCCUCUGUUCCUGUAUGUCCAGUUGUCUGGUUACAAUUACAUGUCUGUUAGUCCACCCAUUGUACAGCGCUACAGAAUCUGAUGGCGCUAAAUAAAUAAUAAAAUAAUAAUAAUUAGCUUACAGGGUGGAUAUUCCAUUCUUAAAACUUCGCCCUAGUCUUCUUAAUACAUUUCCCUUAUUGUGUAAUUGAAGUCGGCCAGUAGUUUGUGCUAUUCUAACAAUCUGGUUGUUAUGGAUCCUAUUCCAAAAAAAAGUGUCUGGUGUUGUAUUCAUUUCUGAAGUUGUUUUAAGAUGUAUGGAUUACGGUAAGUGGUAUGCUUAGACCAAUAAGCUUUUUUUUUUUUUUUUUUAAACGAUGUUUGGUUUAGAGCAUGUGCUACGUAUUGUAUGUUAUUAGAAAAGAUUGCAGCAGAACCAGUGUGAGGUUGCAGGAUUAUCUAUUAACAUAGAGACGCAGAAGCUUAUUUUAGUGAUAUGUGCUCUCUCCUAGAUCAUUUCCAUAGAUCAAUGAAACAUUGAUGUAACACUUGAGCAAAGUAUGUAUAAUACUUUAAAAUAAAAAAUAAAAGAAAUAUUUGGAUGUUAGAAGAUGAAAAACUCUGGUAUUUUCAGUAAAAAAUAGUUUCCUUAGCACUUUUGUAAGGAUUAACAAUGAAAUUGACCAGCUAAUGAACCAGAUGCAACAGAUUGAGACCCAGCAGAGGAAGUUUAAAGCCUCUCGAGACAGUAUCUUGUCAGAAAUGAAGAUGCUAAAGGAAAAGCGGCAACAGUCUGAAAAAACAUUCAUGCCCAAGGUGAGAUUUACGGGUGCUUUCAUUGUUACUGUCUAAUGCAGUCUCAUUCCCAAGGUGAGACUACACUGGUUCUUUCAUUCACUACUGUCUAAUGCAGUCUCAUUCCCAAGGUGAGACUACACGGGUGCUUUCAUUCAGUUACUGUAUAAUGCAGUCUCAUACGCAAAGAGAUUAUUCCUUUGUCAUCAUUCCACUGUAAUCUAAAGCAGUCUUAUAUCCAAGUGAUUCAGCUAUCCUUUAAUGCAAGCUCAAACAGCCAAUCACUGAAGCUUUGUCUGAUGAUGUUGGUUUGUUUUACAGCAACGUAGCUUGCAGAGUCUGGAGGCCAGUUUACAUGCAAUGGAGUCCACACGAGAGUCCCUGAAAGCUGAGCUGGGGACUGAUCUGCUAUCCCAGCUCAGUUUGGAGGACCAGAAGCGGGUGGAUGCUCUCAAUGACGAGAUUCGGCAGUUGCAGCAAGUAAGUUAAAGCUAAUAAAAUCCAUAAUCUUGCAGUUUGCAAUAAAUGCUUAUAGCAUUCAUUAUAUAUUAGCAAAAAUAUUUAUUUUCCACAUUAGAUUUCUAUCCAACACUUUUUUUUAAUUUAUUUUUUUGAUGUUUUUCAAAUUUAUUUAGGAAAACAGACAACUCCUAAAUGAAAGGAUUAAGUUGGAGGGAACGAUUACUCGAGUGGAGACUUACCUGAAUGAAAAUCUCCGAAAGAGACUGGACCAAGUGGAGCAAGUAAGUGCAGUUGCACUAUCAGAGUCUCAAAUAUUACUGAAACUGCCUCUGUUAACUCUUUCAAUUCCUUGCUCUCAAAUAUGGCAAAUUGUUUUGAAUUCUUAUAUUUUUCUUUGACUAUUUCUGUAGUAGUUUCUGUUACCACCAUGGGCAAGGCUUUAACAUGAAAGUUUAUUUUCUCUUCAUCGCAGGAACUUAAUGAGUUGAGAGAAACUGAGGGAGGGACGGUCCUCACAGCAACAACAUCUGAACUGGAAGCCAUCAACAAACGCGUGAAGGAGACACUGGCAAGAUCAGAAGGUAUACUUAUUCUGUAAAUGCUUAGGAUUAUAUUUCACCAUUUCUGUUCGUAAACUCUUGGUUCAGUAAAUCCUCUCUGAUAGUAUUGUUGGCAUGAAGCAUCAUUAUAUGUGUGUGCAUUGCAUAAACUCUUUGCAGUGUUCUACCAUGGUAAAACCAAACACUCCCCCCCCACCCAUAUUUUAGGCCUAGACAUCACCAUUGACAAGACAGAAGUAGAGAGCAAAGAUCUUGUGAAAAGCAUGGAUCGAUGGAAAAACAUGGAAAAAGAGCACAUGGACGCUAUCAACCAUGACACAAAAGAACUUGAGAAAAUGACAAAUCGCCAGGGUAUGCUUCUAAAGAAGAAAGAGGAGUGCAUGAAAAAGAUCAGAGAACUGGGCUCUCUGCCGCAAGAGGCAUUUGAAAAAUACCAGACGCUAAGUUUGAAACAGGUAAUGGAAUAAUGAUUGAAGGCAAGGUUUUCCCUUUUUGAAAUCUUUUGUCAGAAAAUGAUAAAUUAUUUUGAUUCUUACGGUUUGCCCUCGAUGUAGAUAUUCACCUUUAAAAAUAAAUAAAUAAUGUAAGAUAAAUUUUGCCGGUGCAUUGAGUUUAACCUAUCCUAAACAUAACUUGCCAUAGAUUAAUUUCCUCCCAGAAAGACACAUCUGUACACAUUGCUGUGUUUCUUGCAUACAAAAGUCACUCUACUCCUUCAGACACUUGGCAGCUCUCUGGAACAUGCAUGUAUUGAGCGUUCGUGAAGUAGCUGCUCAGCAGCAAAUUUAAUGUGUGCCCCGAUAACUUUAAAAAUCUGAUCCAGAAUCUAUUGAAACAACUAAUGGAAAACAAAAGAAUUUGAAAAUCAUCCCAGCUCUGUAUCACAUUUUACUGGAGCAACUUGUUUCUUAUAUUGGUUAUUGAGAGGUGAAUAAAUGCUGCAUUUAGAAUUCUUGUCCAAUUUUUAUUUGCUGAAAGGCAACAGGAAAUCAUCAAAUCAGUGAAAACAUUUGACUUUUCACAUAGCUUUAUGGUCACAUGUACUUUAUUAAAAAGGUUGCCAUGUAUACAAUACUGGGGAAACCUGGUGAAACAGACUUAAUGAGAAAUUUCAGAGAUUACUACUAGAGCACAGUAGUAAUUGUAGUCCAAUGUUGGACUACAAUUCCCACGGUGCUUUCCUGAUCAACUAGGAGUUGCAAAUAACAGCUUGGGGAAGGCCAUAUGCUCCUACACCCGAAAGUUUUGGAAACUUUAUUUUUCUUUUUUUAAACAGAGACAAAAAGUUACAGACUUUGUAAAACUAAAUUUUUUUACAUAGUUUAACCAAGUUUCUCAUUUGUCCUUUCAGUUAUUCCGCAAGCUGGAGCAGUGCAACACUGAGCUUAAGAAAUACAGCCACGUAAACAAGAAGGCUCUGGAUCAGUUUGUAAACUUCUCUGAACAGAAGGAGAAACUUAUAAAGCGUCAGGAAGAGCUAGACCGCGGCCAUAAAUCUAUAAUGGAGCUGAUGAAUGUCUUAGAGCUAAGGAAAUAUGAGGCCAUCCAGCUCACAUUCAAACAGGUAUUGUUAAUAUUGCUAAACCAUGUGAAAUAUGUCUCUAAACUUAGUGAACCCGUGUGAUGUGCAACAAAGUACAGGGAAUGCUGGGUAAAUUGGACCGGUGUCACUUUAAUCUUCUAAUAACGCAUAUUGUUUGUUGAUGUUAAAGGCCUUUUACAUGUUGUAUUUGAAUAAAUUAUAUUAUGUAUAAAUUCUACAUGUAAAAACUCCCUAAUCUGUAAUUUCUCAAACACUUUAUGCACGGGGCACAUUGUGUGGACCUAUCCCCUCAUUAACAGUCGGUUGAAAAGGUCAGCAAGUAGUGCUGGAAACACAAAUCUUAGCCCCGCCCCUGUUAUUAUUGGGUACGUUCCGUUUAGACUUAUGGGCUUAUCAAGUGCGUACCUUAAAAGAAUAACUACAUCAUCCCUCCUAUAUCUGCAUGUUACAUGUUUGUUUUUUUUAGUUUCGCUGUAUUUCCUUUGAUUUCUUUUCUAACUGAGCUUUCAUCUCCAUUGGACACAUGUCAGUCGGUACUUCCCCCAAGCUAUCUCUUCGGCUUAUUAAACUUUGCUACUUGUGCAGAGAACCAUCAUUAUGUUUCUGACAUACUUCUCAUUUCGAAUUUGACAAGACUACUUACGUAUAACAUGGUUUCAGUAUUUUAACUGGUUCAUUCAGAUACAUUCUUCCUGCUGUGCUUGUCUGUUAAACCUGUCUCUUCCACUUGACAGAUGCCUUCUGUGUAAUGAAUUGAUAAAGAAAUACAUGUUGUUUUGUUUUUAGGUGUCCAAGAACUUCAGUGAAGUGUUCCAGAAGCUGGUACCUGGGGGCAAAGCCACACUUGUCAUGAAGAAGGGAGAUGUGGAAGGAAACCAGUCUCAGGAUGAGGGGGAGGGAAGUGCAGAGAGCGAGAAGGGUUCCAGCUCACAGAGCAGCGUUCCUUCAGUGGACCAGUUUACGGGUGUAGGGAUUAGGGUAAGCAUUCAUUAUCAGUGAAUAAAGGAUAUAUAUGUAUACACAUUGAUACAAUGUAAAUGAAAUAUAAUCUGGUUUUGUGUGCAGGUCUCGUUCACGGGAAAGCAAGCUGAAAUGAGGGAAAUGCAGCAACUGUCUGGUGGUCAGAAGUCCCUGGUGGCUUUAGCACUUAUAUUUGCCAUCCAGAAAUGUGACCCGGCUCCUUUUUACCUAUUUGAUGAAAUUGACCAAGCUCUGGAUGCCCAGCAUCGAAAAGCUGUUUCAGGUAAAACAUUUUAGAAAUCCAUGCGGGGACGGAGAUAUGAAGUGGUAGAAUCGGUUUUAGUCUACUGGAAUCCUGUUGCCAAUGUAUAUUUAAAGACAGUUCAGGAUGGAGUUGAUACUAAAUUUUUCUAGUGUUCUUAAAUGGAUAAAAUGCCACUAAAUCAAAAUAUUUAAAUAUAUAUGUGCUGUCUUUCAAAGUUCUACUUUUUCUGCAGUCUUUUACCUUAUAUUGCUCUGUUCAUGUUCUUUAAAUGAACUGCAGCACAGGCCUCCUUAUACAAAGCUAUGAAAGUUUCUGUAGAGCAGUUUGAGAUUUUAUGUCAAAACAACACCAUUAUGCAAAACCAGGAAGGUCAAUUUAUACACACACACAUAACCGCCAAAAUAAUGUUUUUAUCGCGUGUUCAUGACAUCACAAAAAUUGAGGCUACAGUAAUAGAAAAUAACAAUUUAUUUCCCCCAAAGCCUAUAUAUAGCAGGUGUUGUUGUUGUUGUUGUUUUUUUUUUUUUAUAAAUUGCAUUAUUAUUAUUACUUCAGUGCUCCAAGCACCAUCAACACUACAAGUCACUGAAUUUGAGCUAAACCAUUUAUUACAUCUCUAAUUGUAAAGGAACUGGUAAAAAAAAAAUCUAUAUUUUAUUUUUAAGAAAAGCAGAAAAACAAAUAUUUUGAGGUUGGUAAACACUUUUAGUGCAUUUGUAUUUGUUUCUUUUUGUAAAGAUUUUCCUAAUUUUAUAAAACUUUUCUUUGAUUUCUUCCCCCAGACAUGAUCAUGGAACUUGCAUCUCACGCCCAGUUUAUUACGACGACCUUCAGACCUGAGCUGUUGGAAUCAGCAGAUAAAUUUUAUGGUGUGAAAUUUAGAAAUAAGGUAAAAUAUUUUAAUUCAAUUGAGAUGACUCCUCAUUGCUUCUUUAAAAGCACAUGUUAACAGUGGGCUGUUAUCAUCCCGCUAAUUACACGCAAUCUUAUUUUAUGAUAUGUGACACUUUUGCCACAUGUUUAUUUUUGUUUAUAAUUUUUUAUUAUUAUUAUUAUUAAAACCCACUCUUCCUUAAUUAGAUUUUGUAAAAUGUCUUACUAAAGCCUGUAAGAAGGUUUACACAUGUCAGUAGUGAUUCAGAACGACAACUUGCGUGCUGUGCAGAGGUUUGGCUGCCAUUCCUUGGGAGGAAUUUUCUGACAGUAAUUAGAAUCCUGCAGUGUCAAAUAUCAUUCCCUCUACACUUGGCCUCUCGCAGGCAUCCGCUGUCCUUCAGUCUGAAACCAUAUUCACAAACACACUUGAGCUACCAAAGUAGCUGACAGAGUAGCAAGCAGUAGUUUAUGAAAUGGCUUAAGGAAACGAAUGGUUCAUUUUAGGAAAUGCAUUUAACCGCUUCUGUUUGAUCCUUUUAGGUGAGCCACAUUGAUGUGAUCACAGCAGAACAGGCCAAGGACUUUGUAGAAGAUGACACCACACAUGGCUGA